AUGUCUCUCUUCCGCACCUUCCACACUCCUGGCGACUUCUCGCCUCUCUUCCGCCUCCUGGACGACUAUGAUGUCCACCGCUCCAGCAAGGGUCAGACUUCCGCAGGGAGCUCCUUUGCGCCUCGCUUUGACGUGCGCGAGAGCAAAGACGCCUACAUCCUCGACGGCGAGCUUCCUGGCAUCGCACAGAAGGACAUUGAUAUCGAGUUCACCGAUUCCGAGACCCUGGUGGUCAAGGGCCGCACCGAGCGUGAAUACCAUGCCGGCAGCCCCGACGAGUCCAGCGAAGAAUCUUCCAAGAAGUCGUCGGACAAGAAGGAGAACACCGAGGUUGCGCAGACCGGCGAAAAGCAGGUCAGCAAGUCCGAUGAGAACAAGCACCGCUACUGGGUGACCGAGCGCUCCGUCGGCGAGUUCCACCGCUCCUUCCAGUUCCCCACCCCUAUCGACCAGGACAACGUCAAGGCCAGCCUCAAGAACGGCGUCCUGUCCAUCACUGUGCCUAAGAAGGCUGCUCCCACCGGCGCCAAGAAGAUCUCCAUCGAGUAA
This is a messenger RNA of Aspergillus clavatus NRRL 1, 549 nucleotides long. RefSeq names its product Hsp20/alpha crystallin family protein. NCBI's taxonomy places the organism in Eukaryota, Fungi, Ascomycota, Eurotiomycetes, Eurotiales, Aspergillaceae. The transcript has a single exon. The coding region runs from base 1 to 549 and encodes 182 amino acids. Gene Ontology annotation, biological process: protein complex oligomerization; response to salt stress; protein folding. The record is from RefSeq and is a predicted model, not a curated record.